Molecule: messenger RNA, 1712 nt
Organism: Rattus norvegicus (Norway rat)
Lineage: Eukaryota; Metazoa; Chordata; Mammalia; Rodentia; Muridae
Gene: Pacrgl
Product: parkin coregulated like
Source: RefSeq, a predicted model, not a curated record
GUUGCUAAGGUCCUGGAGCACGGGAGCUCCGGGAACGGAAUCCGCGCUUAUCUUUCCUCACACUCUCUGUGUCUCUCUUUGCCAGUUUCUGUUUCUGCUAGUCUCUGUCUCUAUCUCUCUGUCUCUGUCUGUCUGUCUCUCUCUCCCUGUCUCUCUCUGUGUCUGUCUCUGUCUGUCUCAUUCUUUUCCUAUAGAGGUGUCUACACACUUUAACAACUGAAUGGAACUUCGGUGCUGGGAAUCACUGCUACAUCACACUACCUACCUCAACUCAUUUAAAGAACAAAGUAGUCUAAAGGGGUGAAAGAGAAGCUAUGCAGAAAUCAGAGUGCUCUGGAGGUGUGCAAUUGAGAAACAGAGCAACAGGUAGUAAUGAUCGCACAUCCUCAAGCACACAGGUGAAACACAGGACUGCAGUUCAGCGCAGCAAAUCCUCCUCCUUAACCAGUUCUCCAGAGGCUGCCAGACGGGCUCAUCCUCGGCCAAGCGAUAAACUCAACCCUAAAACCAUUAACCCUUUUGGUGAACAGCCACGGGCCCCUUCUGCAUUUGCAGCUAUUUACUCUCAAGGAGGCAUUCCUUGCAGAUUGGUACAUGGCUCAGUAAAACACAGAUUACAGUGGGAAUGCCAGCCUGAAACUCUUCCAUUUGACCCGCUUCUAAUUACAUUAGCCGAGGGUCUGAGGGAGACCAAGCAUCCUUAUACCUUUGUGUCAAAGGAAGGCUUUAGGGAGUUACUUCUGGUCAAGGAUGCUCCUGAAAAAGCUAUCCCUUUGCUACCUCGACUGAUCCCUGUGUUGAAGGCAGCUCUAGUUCACUCUGCUGAUGAAGUGUUUGAAAGAGGACUGAGCGCUCUCGUGCAACUGAGUGCGGUUGUUGGCCCGUCUCUGAAUGGCCAUCUGAAACUACUGCUUACAAGUCUUUCGAAGAGGCUAAUGGACAAAAAAUUCAAAGAGCCCAUCACCAGUGCUUUACAAAAGCUGGAGCAGCACGGCGGAAGUGCAAGUCUUAUCAUCAUCAAAUCCAAAAUCCCAACAUACUGCUCUAUCUGCUCUUGAGCAAGGGAGGCAACAAAAGCCAUGCUGCUUCCUUAGGCGCUGCCUGUGGUCACCUGGGCUGUCUGUCAGUCCAGUUCAUUCUGACUCACAGCACCAUUCAUUCAUGAACUCUGCUGCAAGAACCAAUGUCAAAUUCAGAAGAAUCAUCAUACAAGAAGUUGUCAACAGAAAACUAAUUAAAGUAAUGUGCAUAAAAGUUGAGUGCUGUGGGGGUUUCUCGUCCUUGUCAUCUGUGCGAGUUUAUGGAUCAUAUCUGUGUGUGUAUUUUCCAGUACAUUUUUACUUACAGCCCAUCUGAAGAUCACUUUGUGACUGUACUUUACUUUAUAGGUUGGUUUUGGCCAUUUCUUGGUUUUUAUAUUUAUCAAGACUGAAAAAGUUUUAAGAAAGCAAGUAAACAUUUGUGACUUCAUUAUUAGCCGGAGUGUGUAAAUGUGUAUUUUAUAUUGCGGGAAUGCUUGGUAAUAUCAUUUUUGUUCUGAAUAUUCUAGCUUUACAAAUUUCUUUUAAAUGUGUUGUUCAUUACAACUUUUUAAAGUACCUAAACUUUAGGUGUUAAUUGGAAUUAAGUAAAUGCUAUUUUUGUAUUUUGUAGCCCCAAAAUACUGAUGAUGUAUAUAUACAGGUAUUCAGAGAUUAAAAUCUUAAAUCUUA